Messenger RNA from Ananas comosus (pineapple), 2185 nucleotides. RefSeq names its product 4-coumarate--CoA ligase-like 4. Gene Ontology annotation, cellular component: peroxisome. The coding region runs from base 260 to 1957 and encodes 565 amino acids. The transcript has 6 exons. Gene Ontology annotation, molecular function: CoA-ligase activity. The record is from RefSeq and is a predicted model, not a curated record. Lineage: Eukaryota; Viridiplantae; Streptophyta; Magnoliopsida; Poales; Bromeliaceae.
UGGACCCUGAGAAGUUUUGCUUCUUCUCGUACCUGCGUCCAUUAUCAAGUUAGUUCCCCUGCCCCCCAACUGAUUCACAUUUAUUGCUUACCUUCUAAAUUCUUUUUUUUCUUUUUUUUUUUGUUUGAGAGAUAGGUAGCUUAUCUUCUAGAUUCAUUCGCCUAGCAUUGUAUAUAUAUAAAACGCACAGUAAUGGGUGAGAUAAAUUAAGUAGGAAAGAGGGAGAGAGAUAGAGGAGAGAGAUAGAGGAGAGAGGAUCAUGGCGUACCCGGAGAAGAAGAAGGGAUCGGAAUGGGAGGUGGAUCCGCGCAGUGGGUUCUGCGCGGCGAACGCGACCUUCUAUAGCAAGCGACGGCCCGUGGCGCUCCCCGCGGAGCCCGACCUCGACGUGACCACGUUCCUCACGUCGCGGCGCCACUCGGGGACCACCGCGCUCAUCGACGCCGCCACGGGGCGCCGCGUCUCCUUCCCGGAGCUCUGGCGCUCCGUCGCCGCCGUGGCCUCGUCCCUCCGCGCCCCGCCCCUCUCCCUCCGCAAGGGCCUCGUCGUCCUCCUCCUCUCCCCCAACUCCAUCCACUUCCCCGUCGUCGCCCUCGCCGCCAUGUCCCUCGGCGCCGUGAUCACCACCACCAACCCCGUCAACACCCCCGCCGAGAUCGCCAGGCAGGUCGCCGACGCCGCCCCCGCCGUCGCCUUCGCCCCACGCGCCCUCGUCCCCAAGCUCCCCGCGCGCCCCGACCUCCCCAUCGUCCUCCUCGACGACUCCCGCCUCGCCGCCGCCGCCGACGACGACGACGACGAUCCCCGGAUCCUCUGCACCAUCGCCGACAUGCUCGCCGCCGAUCCCGACCCCAUUCCCCACCCGAUGAUGGAGCCCGUGCGCCAGGACGACCCCGCGACGCUGCUCUACUCCUCGGGGACGACGGGGGCGAGCAAGGGGGUGGUCGCCACCCACCGCAACCUCAUCUCCAUGGUCCAGAUCAUCGUCAGCCGGUUCAACCCCGACGAAUCCGACGAACCGGAGACCUUCCUCUGCACGAUCCCGAUGUUCCACGUCUACGGCCUCGUCGCGUUCUCCACGGGGCUUCUGGGGGCGGGAUCCACCAUCGUCGUGCUCCCCAAGUUCGAGAUGGGGGAGAUGCUGCGCGCGAUCGAGGCCUACGGGGUGACGUACCUCCCGCUGGUGCCGCCGAUCCUGGUGGCGAUGCUGGGGGUCGGGAGCGGGAAGCUGCGGCUGGGGCGGGUGCGGAGGAUACACUCGUCGGGUGCGCCGCUGAGCAGGGAGGUGAUCGAGGGGUUCAGGGACAAGUACCCCGGGAUCGAGAUUCUGCAGGCGUACGGCCUCACGGAGACCACGGCGCUCGGCGCCUCCACCGACUCGCCCGAGGAAUGCCGGAGGUACGGCUCGGCGGGGCUGCUGGCGCCCAACACCGAGGCGCGGGUCGUCGAUCCCGACACCGGCAAGCCCCUCCCCGUCAACCGCACCGGCGAGCUCUGGAUCCGCGGGCCCUACGUCAUGAAAGGGUAUUUCAAGAACGAGGAGGCCACGCGCUCGACUUUGGACUCGGAGGGGUGGCUAAGAACAGGAGAUCUCUGCUACAUAGACGAGGACGGGUACCUCUUCGUGGUGGAUCGGCUCAAGGAGCUGAUCAAGUACAAAGGCUAUCAGGUGCCUCCUGCGGAGUUGGAGGCAUUGUUGCUAACUCACCCUGACAUUGUCGACGCCGCUGUUAUACCGUUCCCAGAUAAGGCGGCGGGGCAGGUUCCGAUGGCGUAUGUGGUGCGGAAGGACGGGAGCCAAUUGUCCGAGAAUGAGGUGAUGAAGUUUGUGGAGAAGCAGGUGGCGCCCUACAAGAAGAUUCGAAAAGUGGCCUUUGUAUCGAACAUUCCGAAGAGCGCAUCGGGGAAGAUUCUGAGAAAGGAUCUCAUCAAGCUGGCCACUGCCUCCAAACUCUAAUCUGGUACUCUAAUACCCUUUUGUGGGCUAUUUCUACUUGAAUAAUUUGCUGCUACGUACAAGGAAAAGGUACUGUACCUGGUAGCUCUUUGUAUGCUAGUUCAAAAGGCCAUGUGUGGAUCCGUUUUGUGAAGCGGGGGGCCAAUAAACUCUCUCCUGAUAGUCUCUGCUCAAGCUUGACCGAAAAUGAGAUACUGCGAGCAAGAGUAAGCAAAGAUGUCUUUGAUU